AAAACACAAAUAGGGUUCCAACCAAAUAUGCUAAUCAUGACAUGCGACGCAAAACACAGUUUGAUGCAGCGAGAGAGAUAGAGAGUGUGUGUUGUGUAUGUUACUAAAAUGAGAGGGAGUUGUCGUCGUCGUCGUCCUCCUCCUCCUCGUUGUUGCUUGAGAACAAGACACUAACCACUAUAUAACACCAUUCUAUAACACACACACUUAUUUCGAAUUGAGAUUUGAGAAGAGAACCCUAAGCAGCGCCACCGCGAGCAGGGUAUGAUUGAGGUGAGGCACGUACAGAGAGCAAGCAGGUGUUGAGUCGAAGACGGAGGACGGUAUGGCUCAUCUUCAUCGCAAGCGAAUCAACGAGAAGCAACAUGAGGAAUCUGAAACAGAUAGUGACAAAUCAGAUGUUAGUGGUUCUGAAGGGGAUGAUACAUCUUGGAUCUCAUGGUUUUGCAAUUUGAGAGGAAAUGAAUUUUUUUGCGAAGUUGAUGAUGAUUAUGUACAAGAUGAUUUCAACCUCUCUGGAUUAAGUAGUCAAGUGCCUUACUAUGAUUAUGCACUUGAUUUGAUUUUGGAUGUUGAGUCUUCCCAUGGUGACAUGCUCGCAGAGGAACAAAAUGAGUUAAUUGAAUCUGCAGCAGAGAUGCUUUAUGGUCUGAUUCAUGCCCGGUACAUUUUGACAAGCAAAGGAAUGACUGCAAUGCUGGACAAGUACAGGAACGACCACUUUGGCAGAUGUCCAAGAGUUUACUGCUCCGGACAACCCUGCCUUCCAAUUGGCCAGUCAGAUAUUCCUAGUUCAAGUACUGUGAAAAUAUAUUGCCCCAGGUGUGAAGACAUUUACUACCCACGGUCCAAGUAUCAAGGUAACAUUGAUGGAGCUUAUUUUGGAAAUACAUUCCCUCACCUCUUUCUGAUGACUUACGGGAAUCUGAAGCCACAAAAACCAUCAGAGAGUUAUGUUCCUAGAGUUUUUGGUUUCAAAGUUCACAAGCCCUGAAGCUGGAUGGAGUCUCAAGCUUUCAUCAAAGUAAGAGUCUGCGCAUGCCUAAUACCUUGUUUAGCUUAGUGUUUGUUGUAUUUCCUCAAAAACUCAGUGGAUUUUCAGUUUUCGAAAUCAGUACAAUCUACGUCUUCCUGUAUUGUAAACUGUAGACAACUACAGCUAUGUGCAGUCACCAACUGCAAGAGCUUAAUUUUGCUUUCUGCUUCAAAUUC
This is a messenger RNA of Gastrolobium bilobum, 1212 nucleotides long. Its product is annotated as casein kinase II subunit beta-1-like. Gene Ontology annotation, molecular function: protein kinase regulator activity. The coding region runs from base 326 to 994 and encodes 222 amino acids. Lineage: Eukaryota; Viridiplantae; Streptophyta; Magnoliopsida; Fabales; Fabaceae. Gene Ontology annotation, cellular component: cytoplasm; protein kinase CK2 complex. The transcript is spliced from 5 exons. The record is from RefSeq and is a predicted model, not a curated record.